This is a messenger RNA of Paramecium tetraurelia, 2076 nucleotides long. RefSeq lists its product as uncharacterized. Gene Ontology annotation, biological process: protein phosphorylation. NCBI's taxonomy places the organism in Eukaryota, Ciliophora, Oligohymenophorea, Peniculida, Parameciidae. The transcript has 3 exons. Gene Ontology annotation, molecular function: protein kinase activity; ATP binding. The record is from RefSeq and is a predicted model, not a curated record.
AUGGAAUUUUAUGAGAUAGUUAAAUCCAUUGGAUCUGGUUCUUUUGGACAAGUCUACUUGGCUAGAAACAAGAGAGAGGAUCGUCUCUAUGUGAUCAAGAGAAUCAAAAUCAGAGAUAUGACUCAGAAGGAUAGAGAAAAUACAGAAAACGAAGUUAGGCUGUUACAAAAACUGAGACAUCCCAAUAUCGUAGCCUAUAAGGACUCUUAUUUAGAUAGGGAACAGUAUCUCAAUAUAGUUAUGAUUCAUUGUGAAGGCGGAGACAUCUAUCAAAAGAUUAGAAAUAAAAAGAGUUUUCCGGAAUCUCAAAUCCUUGAUUGGUUUGCUUAGAUGACAUUAGCAUUGUGUUAUUUACACGAAUAGAAAAUCUUACAUCGAGAUCUCAAGACCUAGAACGUAUUUCUCAAAAAUGGAAGGGUUCGAUUAGGAGAUUUUGGAAUAGCUAAGGUGCUUGAUUCAACAAGAGAUUUAGCUAACACUUGCAUUGGCACACCCUAUUACAUGAGUCCAGAACUAUUUAAAUAUAAGCCAUACUCAUAUAAGAGUGAUGUUUGGGCAUUGGGGUGUUGUCUCUAUGAAAUGUGCAAUCUAAGACAUGCAUUUGAUGCUUAAUCUAUGAAUGGGUUGGCACUCAAGAUCUUAAAAGGGUCAUAUCCAUCUAUCAGUCAAUCUUACUCCAAAGGGUUAAGAGAAUUGAUUAAUAAAAUGCUUAACGUAAAUCCCAAGGCUAGACCAACUAUUUAAGAAAUCGUUCAUAAACCUAUAAUCAAACUUAGAAUUAUUUAUUACAUGUUGGAAGUAUUGAGUGAACCUUCAUCUGCUGAUUUAGAUGACAUGUAUGUUGAUACAUUAUAUGAAUAAGCCUAAUAGAUUGGAGUGCUUCCACUCAUUCAACAUUAUUAAAAGUAAAUGGCGGAAGGAUCCACUAUUUCAGAUAUUAAGAAUGAAUUAGAAAAGGGAGGUAAGGCAGAAUAAAGAAUGCUAAUUUAGAUCCAGGAAUAAGAAGCCUUAAAAUUAAAGUAGCUAAGAAAAGAAUAAUUCGAAAAAAAGAAAUUAGAAGAAGAAAUCAAAAGACUUGAAUAAAAACAAUAAUCUAAGAGUCUUACUAAAAAUAAUGAUUCUCAUCUUAAUUCAAAAGGAGGUACUGAAAACUUUCCUAUCAAAUCUGAAUCUAUUCAAAAAACAGAAGUUUAAACCAAAACUGACUAUUAAAGUAUAACUUAAAGAAAGGUUUCUUUGGAAAGAGAGAGAAGACCGAAUGAUUUAAGAUAAAAAUAAAAAGAAAGAAGUUUAUCCCUUGAAAAAGAUAGAUUGCGAGAUGAUAGUAAUUUAAGUGCUAAGGAUAAAGUCAUCUAAAAAAAAUAAAAAAGAGAAGAAGAAAAGAUCCUCCAAGGAGAAAAAGAAAGACAACUAAUCUAUAGAGAAAGUUUCUAAAAUAGAAAACUUGCCUAAGAAAGGAAGCAAGCACAAUAUCGAUAAUCAAAGGGGAGUUCAUUGAAAGCAUAAGAUGAAUACGAUCUAUCAGAUGAUAGUGAAGGAGUCAAUGCCAUCUAAGAGAUUGAGAACGAAGAUGAAUAUGAGGAGGAUGUAGAUGUUGAUCAAAAGUUGGAUCUAAUCAAAACUAAACUUAAAGAAAAGACAGUUAAGAUUUCAUAAAUUAAUCAAUCACUCCAUUAAAAUAGAUAGGUCCAGAAUAUGUAAAUUAAAGCACUUGAGACUGGUUAAGCCAUACCUUAAGUAGAGGAAGAAUUCGAUAAUGAAGAAGUAGAUGAUGAGGAACAUGAUAAUGAAGAUGACUUAUUGCAAGAGGAUAUCAAAUCAUCUCAUUAAAUAACCUCGAGAAUUUAGGAUAGAAUUAAAUUGUUGAAACAUAGGUGCGAAGGAGGUCUCGGAUCAAAUCUAGCAGAUAAAGCUUUAGCAUUAAUAAGAACUAAAUGUACUUAUUUUGUUAAAUUAGAAUCUUCUAAUUAAGAGUUAAGGAAGUAACUAAUUGUAUUAUUAGGUGAAGAGAAUAUUGGAUAUUGGUAAUUAUUUGAUCAAAUACUUUACAUGGAAGAUUUGAUAGCAAAGUAUUGA